AAAAAUUGAAAAAGAAGGCCAACAACAUGACGGCUGCCAUACACGCUCACCUCACUGCUAAAAGUAGCUGCUAGUAAAACCCUAAAUACAAAUACGUCUCGUCAUCUCUUUCCCAUCACAACACAACAACAUAUAUAACCCUCCGACUCCCCAUACCCCGUUGCAGCUCUCAGCUCUCUCUCGGGAGCUUUCCGUUUGAGCCCCCAUUCCAUUCAUCUCACCCCCCAUUAUUCCCUCUCUCCCUCUCACUCUCUGCGAUGGCGACGGAUUCAGCUGUGGAAUCGCUCGCGGCCGUUGCCGAGUCCGUUUCGACUCCCUCCACCAAGGCGCGUGUUCGGAUCUUCCGCGACAAAAUUCCGUCCAUUCUCGAUAAUACGGAGAUGUCUGCUGAACUUGCAUCAGUAGUGGUAGGGAUAAUUUUCAAAACAUUGUAUAUUUAUGACGAUCGAGGAUCAAGGAAAGCUGUUGAUGAUGUGAUAACAAAAGCUUUGUGUGAGGUUACAUUUAUGAAAAGUUUUGCAGCAACCAUUGUACAGUUCAUGGAAAAGCAGUUGAAGUUCCAGUCUCAUAUAGGAUGUUACAGACUUCUGAAGUGGUCAUGUCUUCUAUUAAGCAAGAGUCAGUUUGCCUCGGUAUCGAAGAAUGCAAUGUGCAGAGUAGCUGCAGCGCAGGCAUCUCUUCUUCAUUUUGCUAUGCAAGGAUCUUUCCGUGAGCGAAGGGCUUGCAAGCAAGCUUUUUUUCAUUUGUUCUCAGAGUCGCCGGACAUCUUCAAAACCUACAUUGAAGAACUAAAGGACAUGAGAAUCCCAUAUAAUGAUAAUCCAGAACUUUUGGGGCUUCUACUAGAAUUUUCAAGUUCUGUUCCUUCUUUAUUUGACCGGUGGAAGCCAACAUUUCUUGAUAUAUAUGUUAAAGCAGUUCUAAAUGCAAGGGAAAAACCAGCAAAGGGUCUCAGUGAAGCUUUGCUUCCAUUGUUCACCCAUUUGGCGCAUGAAGAUUUUAGAAGUAUUGUGGUUCCAUCAUCUGUUAAAAUGUUGAAACGCAACCCAGAGCUGGUGUUGGAAUCUGUUGGGAUUCUUUUGAAAUCGGUCAAAUUUGAUCUGAGUAAGUAUGCCACUGAAAUUCUUUCAGUGGUAUUACCACAGGCUCGCCAUGCGGAUGAAAGAAGAAGGCUUGAGGCCUUAGCUAUAGUUGGUUGUUUGAGUGAGAAAUCUAGUAAUCCAGAUGCUGUAGAAGCAAUGUUUAGUGCUGUCAAAUCUGUCAUUGGAGGCUCAGAAGGAAGACUUACAUUUCCGUACCAGAGAGUAGGAAUGAUAAAUGCUGUGCAAGAGCUAUCCAGUGUCCCUGAUGGGAAAUAUCUCAGCAGCCUGUCACAGUCAAUUUGUAGCUUUCUUUUGUCCUGUUACAAGGAUGAUGGAAAUGAGGAGGUUAAGCUUGCCAGUUUAUCUGCUAUGGCUUCAUGGGGAGCAAGAUGUCCAGAUGCUAUUAAGCCAGAUGUAGUUUCUUUUAUUGGUUCUGGUCUCAAGGAGAAGGAAACUUUGAGAAGGGGUCAUCUUCGCUGUCUUCGGGUGAUGUGCAAAAAUGCGGAUGCUGUUGUAAGGAUAUCGUCUUUGCUGGUGCCACUGACGCAACUAGUAAAAAGUGGUUUUACCAAAGCGGCACAGCGUUUGGAUGGUAUUUAUGCAUUGCUCUGCGUUGCUAAAAUUGCUGUUAUUGACAUCAAAGCCGAUGAGAUUCUAUUAAGGGAAAAGAUUUGGUCAUUGAUAGCUCAAAGCGAACCUUCACUUGUACCAGUUACGAUGGCCUCAAAACUGUUGGUUGAGGACUGCUUGGCAUGUCUUGAUCUUCUUGAGGUGCUGCUGGUGGAUCAUCCACAGAGAGUGUUGGAGUCUUUUUCUGUCAGGUUACUGUUACAGUUUAUCCUCUAUUUACUAUGCCAUCCAAAUUGGGACAUCCGAAGAGUGGCAUAUAAUUCUACCAAGAAGAUUAUUGUUGCUGCUCCACAAUUAUCUGAAGCAAUUUUUCUUGAGUUUUCGUGUUAUCUUUCUGCCGUUGGAGAAAAAGUUGUUCUUCUGAAAACAAGUGACGCAGAAAGCACAUUGGACGCUCAUGUUCCCUUAGUUCCAUCCGUGGAGGUUUUGGUGAAGGCUUUAGUUGUUUUGUCCUCUGCAGUAUUGACUGCUAGUCCCAGUGCAUUUGUGCAACUUAUAUCCUGUGCGCAUCAUCCAUGCUUAGUUGGCACGGCAAAAAGAAAUGCAGUGUGGAGGAGGCUACAGAAGUGUUUGCAGAGAAAUGGUUUUGAUGUCAUUGGGCUAAUUAGUGCUGAUGUGGGUAAUAUGUGCAAGGGCUUGCUAGGACCAACAGGGCUGAUGAGUACUAAUCCUUUUAACCAAGAUGCAGCAAUAUAUUCCUUGUCGACCUUGAUGUCGAUUACCCCCCGAGACACCUUUAUAGAGUUUGAAAAGCACUUACACAAUCUUCCCGACCAUUCUGCACAUGACACUCUCUCUGAAAGUGACAUUCAGAUUUUCCGUACACCUGAAGGGAUGCUUUCUAGUGAGCAAGGUGUUUAUGUUGCUGAGUCUGUUGCUUCUAAGAACACGAAACAAGCUAAAGGCCGGUUCCGGGUUUAUGAUGACCAAGAGGUUGUGGAUGAAGUGAGUUCUAAUCAUUCUGUAAAGCGAGAGCAUGCUAGUGUUGGCAAAAAAGAAAGUGGAAAGUUAGCAAAGAAGGCUGACAAGGGAAAGACUGCAAAAGAAGAGGCACGUGAGAUGCAGCUUAAAGAUGAGGCAUUGACACGUGAAAAAGUCUCAGUCAUACAGAAGAAUUUAUCUUUGAUGCUGAGAGCCCUAGGGGAGAUGGCUAUAGCUAAUCCUAUUUUCACGCACAGUCAACUUCCUUCUCUGGUAAGUUUUGUUACCCCUUUACUACGGUCGCCGAUUGUGAGUGAUGUGGCAUAUGAAACCAUGGUGAAGCUUUCCAGUUGUACUGCUGCUCCUCUGUGUAAUUGGGCCAUUGACAUUGCCACCGCUUUACGCCUUAUCCUGACUGAAGAAGUUAUUGUUUUAUGGGAUCUAGUUCCAUCUAUUAGCAAUGGGGAGGCUAAUGAGAGGCCAUCUUUGGGUCUUUUUGAGCGAGUAGUUAAUGGGCUAUCCAUUUCUUGCAAAUCUGGACCUCUUCCUGUUGACUCAUUUACUGUUAUUUUCCCUAUAAUGGAGAGGAUACUGUUGUCUUCCAAGAAGACUGGACUUCAUGAUGAUGUUCUUCGGAUUCUAUUUCUACAUAUGGAUCCAGUUUUGCCCCUUCCUAGGCUUCGCAUGCUAUCAGUUCUUUAUCAUGUUCUUGGUUCUGUUCCUGCUUAUCAAGCAUCUAUCGCGCCAGCAUUAAAUGAGUUGUGUUUGGGUCUACAGCCGAAUGAAGUAGCAUCUGCUCUUUAUGGAGUUUAUGCCAAAGAUGUUCACGUAAGAAUGGCCUGCUUAAAUGCUGUAAAAUGCAUACCAGCUGUUGCUAGCCGUUCUCUUCCUCAGAAUGUUGAGGUUGCAACAAGCAUUUGGAUUGCUUUACAUGAUCCAGAAAAGUCAGUUGCAGAUGUGGCUGAGGAUGUAUGGGAUCGCUAUGGCUUUGACUUUGGGACAGACUAUUCUGGGCUUUUCAAAGCACUUUCACAUGUUAACUACAAUGUUCGUUCGGCUGCUGCUGAGGCGUUGGCUGCUGCUUUGGAUGAAAACCUGGAUACUAUACAGGAGUCCCUUUCAACUUUAUUUUCAUUGUACAUCCGUGAUGUUGGCUUCGGUGAGGACAACAUUGAUGCUGGUUGGAUAGGUAGACAAGGAAUUGCGUUAGCGUUACAUUCGGCGGCAGAUGUACUUAGAAACAAAGACCUGCCUGUUGUAAUCACAUUUCUGAUAUCACGAGCUCUGGCUGAUACUAAUCUUGAUGUUCGAGGAAGAAUGAUUAAUGCUGGUAUAACGAUUAUUGAUAAGCAUGGAAGAGACAAUGUGGCUUUGUUAUUUCCAAUUUUUGAGAACUAUUUAAACAAACAGGCAUCUGACGAAGAAAGGUACGAUUUGGUGCGUGAGGGUGUUGUUAUCUUUACUGGAGCUUUGGCGAAGCAUCUGGAAAAGGAUGAUCCAAAAGUCCUCACCGUUGUUGAGAAAUUGUUGGACGUGUUGAAUACUCCAUCUGAAUCAGUUCAACGGGCAGUCUCAACUUGCUUAUCUCCACUAAUGCAGUCAAAGCAAGAAGAUGCGCCAGCACUUGUUUCUAGGCUGUUGAAUCAGCUAAUGAAAAGUGAUAAAUUUGGGGAGCGCCGUGGAGCAGCAUUUGGACUUGCUGGGGUGGUAAAAGGAUUUGGAAUUACAUGCCUCAAGAAGUAUGGUAUUGCCGCAGCGCUACGAGAAGGUCUUGUUGAUAGGAAUUCUGCAAAAAGCCGUGAAGGAGCGCUGCUGGCAUUUGAAUGCCUUUGUGAGAAACUUGGAAGAUUGUUUGAACCGUAUGUAAUUCAAAUGUUACCAUUACUCUUGGUUUCGUUCUCUGAUCAAGUUGUUGCUGUUCGAGAAGCUGCUGAAUGUGCUGCUCGUGCAAUGAUGUCUCAGCUCAGCGCUCAGGGGGUGAAGCUUGUCCUUCCGUCACUUCUGAAGGGCCUUGAUGAUAAAGCUUGGCGAACGAAGCAAAGUAGUGUUCAACUUCUUGGAGCUAUGGCUUAUUGUGCCCCACAACAACUCUCUCAAUGCCUUCCUAAAGUUGUGCCAAAAUUGACAGAGGUGCUAACUGACACGCAUCCUAAAGUUCAGUCAGCGGGGCAAACUGCCCUUCAGCAGGUUGGUAGCGUGAUAAAAAAUCCUGAAAUCUCUGCUCUUGUUCCUACUCUUCUAAUGGGUCUUAGUGAUCCCAAUGACUACACAAAACAUUCCCUUGACAUCCUCCUCCAAACGACGUUCAUUAAUUCUAUUGAUGCUCCUUCGCUCGCACUGUUGGUACCAAUAGUUCAUAGAGGGCUGAGAGAAAGGAGUGCAGAGACUAAAAAGAAAGCUGCACAGAUUGUUGGAAAUAUGUGUUCUUUGGUUACAGAACCCAAGGACAUGAUUCCUUACAUACGUUUACUACUUCCUGAAGUUAAAAAGGUUCUUGUGGAUCCAAUCCCUGAAGUUCGGUCAGUUGCUGCAAGGGCCAUUGGUUCUCUCAUACGAGGAAUGGGAGAAGAGAACUUCCCAGAUCUUGUUCCAUGGUUGUUAGAUACACUCAAGUCUGAUGGUAGCAAUGUAGAACGGUCUGGAGCCGCUCAAGGGCUAAGUGAGGUUUUGGCUGCACUAGGAAAGCUCUAUUUUGAACAGAUACUUCCUGAUAUCAUUCGCAACUGUUCUCAUCAGAAAGCAUCCGUGCGUGAUGGUUAUUUGACACUUUUCAAGUAUUUGCCAAGGUCAUUAGGUAUCCAAUUCCAGAACUAUUUGCAACAGGUGUUGCCUGCUAUCCUUGAUGGCCUUGCGGAUGAGAAUGAGUCUGUACGUGAGGCCGCACUCAGUGCUGGGCAUGUCCUGGUUGAGCAUUAUGCAACAACGUCAUUGCCCCUGCUCCUUCCAGCUGUUGAAGAUGGUAUUUUCAGUGAUAGUUGGCGUAUUCGACAAAGUUCUGUUGAAUUGUUGGGUGAUCUCUUGUUCAAGGUAGCUGGAACUUCUGGAAAAGCACUUCUUGAGGGUGGUAGUGAUGAUGAAGGUGCAAGUACCGAGGCACAAGGACGCGCUAUCAUUGAGGUUCUUGGAAGAGAGAAGCGUAAUGAGGUUCUUGCUGCAUUGUAUAUGGUUCGAACUGACGUGAGCAUAACAGUGCGCCAGGCUGCCUUACAUGUGUGGAAGACCAUAGUUGCAAAUACUCCUAAGACUCUGAAGGAAAUUAUGCCAGUGUUAAUGAAUACUUUGAUUACUUCUCUUGCAUCGCCUUCCUCUGAAAGGCGCCAGGUUGCUGGGAGAUCACUUGGUGAGCUUGUUAGGAAGCUUGGAGAGAGAGUGUUACCUUUGAUCAUUCCAAUUUUAUCGCAAGGGCUAAAUGACUCUAAUGGAAGUAGAAGACAAGGUGUGUGCAUUGGACUGAGCGAAGUGAUGGCCAGUGCUGGCAAGAGUCAGUUAUUAAGUUUCAUGGAUGAGCUGAUUCCUACUAUCCGUACAGCUCUUUGUGAUAGCAUGCCCGAGGUUCGUGAGUCAGCAGGCUUAGCAUUCAGCACACUUUAUAAGAGUGCUGGAAUGCAAGCAAUUGAUGAGAUUAUCCCAACACUACUGCAUGCUUUGGAGGAUGAUCAAACCUCUGAUACGGCUCUUGAUGGCCUCAAACAGAUCUUAAGUGUCAGGACUACAGCUGUUUUGCCUCAUAUUUUGCCCAAGCUUGUUCAUCUUCCUCUGUCUGCAUUCAAUGCACAUGCUUUGGGAGCUCUUGCUGAGGUUGCAGGACCUGGUUUGGACUUCCAUCUCAGUACUAUCGUUCCUGCAUUACUUGCUGCAAUGGGUGAUGAUAACAUGGAAGUUCAAACUUUGGCAAAGAAGGCUGCAGAGACUGUUGUCUUAGUCAUUGGUGAGGAAGGCAUAGAACCAUUGAUAUCAGAGCUUCUCAAAGGAGUUGGCGAUCAUCAGGCUUCUAUUAGACAAAGUUCUUCAUAUUUGAUUGGAUACUUCUUCAAAAACAGCAAGUUAUAUUUGGUCGAUGAAGCACCAAAUAUGAUAUCCACCCUUAUCAUUUUGCUCAGUGAUUCAGAUUCAACUACUGUUGCGGUUGCUUGGGAAGCUUUGUCGAGAGUUGUCACUUCAGUUCCGAAGGAACUUCUUCCUUCGUAUAUAAAGUUAGUUCGUGAUGCUGUUUCUACAUCCCGAGACAAAGAGCGUAGGAAAAGGAAGGGAGGGCCAGUUGUUAUACCUGGGUUGUGUCUCCCGAAAGCUCUUCAACCCUUGAUUCCUAUCUUUCUCCAGGGUCUUAUGAGUGGAUCAGCAGAAUUGAGAGAGCAGGCAGCUCAAGGCCUUGGGGAGUUAAUUGAAGUGACAAGCGAACAAGCACUCAAGGAGUUUGUUAUCCCCAUUACUGGGCCUCUUAUCCGGAUAAUAGGUGAUCGGUUCCCUUGGCAGGUGAAGAGUGCUAUUUUGUCAACUUUGAGUGUCAUGAUAUCGAAGGGUGGAAUGGCCCUCAAACCUUUUCUUCCACAGCUUCAAACAACAUUUAUCAAGUGUCUGCAGGAUAACACAAGGACUGUUCGCUCGAGUGCUGCCCUAGCAUUAGGGAAGCUUAGUGCACUGAGUACCAGGGUUGACCCUUUAGUUGGGGAUCUUUUAUCUAGUUUGCAGGCAUCAGAUGGUGGUGUCCAAGAUGCUAUUUUGGCUGCCUUAAGGGGUGUCCUCAAGCAUGCUGGGAAGAGUGUGAGCAGUACCUUUAGAACUCGUGUCUACACUGCCCUUAAAGAUUUAAUUUAUAAUGAUGAAGACCAAAUUAGAGCCUCUGCUUCAAGUAUGUUGGGCAUCAUUUCAAAGUACAUGGAAGACGGUCAACUCUCGGAGCUGCUUGAUGAACUCUUAAAUUCAGCUUCGUCUUCUAGCUGGUCUGCUAGGCAUGGUUCAGUACUUGUAAUCUCUUCCAUGCUUAGGCAUAAUCCUUCGAUGCUUUGUGCAUCUCCAAAGUUCUCAAUUGUCGUACAUUUUCUUAAAGAGAGCUUGAAAGAUGACAAGUUUCCUGUUCGUGAAUCAUCAACGAAAGCAUUAGGAAGGCUUCUACUCCAUCGAACUCGGAGUGAACCCUCGAACACCAGUGCACAUCUGGAAACUCUUAUAUCCUUGGUAACAGCAAUGCAAGAUGACUCAAGUGAAGUCAGAAGAAGGGCAUUAUCUGCACUGAAAGCAGUUGCCAAAGCUAAUCCUACAGCAGUUAUGAACCAUGUUGCGAUAUAUGGGCCUGCACUGUCAGAAUGUUUGAAAGAUGGAAAUACUCCUGUGAGACUCGCUGCAGAAAGAUGUGCAUUGCACUCAUUUCAAUUGGCAAGGGGCACUGACAAUGUUCAAGCUGCUCAGAGAUUUAUAUCAGGCUUGGAUGCAAGACGAUUAUCGAAGUUUGCAGAACACAGCGAUGAUAGUGAAGACAGUGAAGAUGACUUGUCGAGUGGCUGAUAAAAUGUUGGUUCCAUGGUCGGUACUAAUUUUGGUUCUUCCGCAAGGAUGGAAAUCUUUGUUCUGUUCGAAAUGAUCCAGAAGCUGCAGCCAAAAGACCCGCGGCAGUUUUGUGGUAAUUGAGAGGAAAUUGUGUUGUACAGCGAUAGAAGAGGAUUACACCCAUUUUUUCACAGGGUCCUCUUUUCAUAGUCAAUUUAAUCACUAUAUCUGACAUCACAAGAGUUGUAUUUGACCGAUGAAGGCAUAGAGUUGUCCUAUUUUUUGUGUGGCUUUUGUCUGGAAUUUUGGUUGCUUAAAGUGAAACCCAUAUAGAUAAAACCGAGAUCAUGUUGUGAUUGCAUUAUCGUAACUCUCUAUAAUAAAACUUAGGCUGAUUGUUGAACAA
Molecule: messenger RNA, 8523 nt
Organism: Rhododendron vialii
Lineage: Eukaryota; Viridiplantae; Streptophyta; Magnoliopsida; Ericales; Ericaceae
Product: protein ILITYHIA
Exons: 60
Coding region: 258-8135 (2625 amino acids)
Biological process (GO): regulation of translation; cellular response to amino acid starvation
Cellular component (GO): cytosol
Molecular function (GO): protein kinase regulator activity; protein binding
Source: RefSeq, a predicted model, not a curated record